Ilex paraguariensis (yerba mate) is the source of this 291-nucleotide messenger RNA. NCBI's taxonomy places the organism in Eukaryota, Viridiplantae, Streptophyta, Magnoliopsida, Aquifoliales, Aquifoliaceae. The record is from the annotation of a GenBank genome assembly.
AUGGUCUGCGAGAAGUGUGAGAAGAAGCUGUCGAAGGUGAUUGUACCCGACAAAUGGAAAGAAGGUGCCAGCAACACCACCGAAGGCGGUGGCCGCAAGAUCAACGAGAACAAGCUCCUCUCCAAGAAACAGAGAUGGACGCCUUACGGAACAACCAAGUGCAUUAUCUGCAAGCAGCAAGUACAUCAAGAUGGCAAGUAUUGCCACACCUGUGCUUACAGUAAAGGAGUAUGUGCAAUGUGCGGAAAACAAGUACUUGACACCAAGUUCUACAAACAAAGCAAUGUAUGA